AUGGACACACUUGACAAUGCAUCCUCUUCGCUGGGGUGCUUCCGAGCAUCGAACAUGAUGACUCCAGUUCUGGACAUCCCCUACUUCCUGAGUGAGAGUGCCACAGCACUGUUCUCCAUCGUGGGCAACCUCUUCAUCUGCAUGGUUUUCUUGCGGAAUAGGAAGCUGCGGGCCGUCGUCACCAAUUACUUCCUGGUCUCGCUUGCCGUGGCAGACAUCUUGGUGGGGGCAGUGGCAAUCCCAUGCGCCCAGUUUACCGAUAUGGGAUUGCCCCGGUACAGGCCACGGCUUUGCCUAUUGAUGCUUUGCACACUGCUUGUGUUCACACAAGCCUCGGUGUUUGGGCUGUUAGCCAUCGCGGUGGAAAGGUACAUCUCCAUUUUGAAGCCUUUCCAGUACAAAUCCUGGAUGAACCCCCGCAACUCACUCCUGGUUAUCCUAGCCUGCUGGUCACUGGCUGUUCUCAUUGGCCUCUUCCCUCUGAUGGGCUGGCACAACCCUUUCCCGGCCAACGGGGAAUGCCUGUUCAACAGCAUCAUUAAAGACACCUACAUGGUCUAUUUCAAUUUCAUGACAUGCAUGCUGGUGCCGUUGUCCAUCAUGAUGGUGCUGUACGGCCGCAUCUUCCUGGAAGUCAGGCGUCAGAUCCGCAAGGUGGCCCAGGGGGAGGUUGAUGUCAGCGCUCAGCAGAGGCGACGGAUCGUCAUCCGCAAGGAAAUGCAGACGGCCACCUCUCUCUUUAUCAUCCUCUUCUUCUUCGCCAUCUGUUGGCUGCCGGUCCAUAUCCUCAACACCAUCAUGCUUCUCUGCCCGACCUGCUGCAUCCCUACUCAGCUCAUCAUGACGGCCAUCAUUCUGUCUCAUGCCAACUCUGCCAUCAACCCGAUCAUCUAUGUCUUCCGCGUGAGGUCCUUCCGGAAGGCUUUUGAGAGAGCCUUUUCCUGUGUCUGGUACUCCACGGCUGUGAGCGUCUUCUCUACGUCUGGGAUGAUGCCAUCUGCCAUCUCGGAAAUGCCGCUCCGAAAUAUCUCUCUGCCAGGGAAGUGA
Molecule: messenger RNA, 1047 nt
Organism: Euleptes europaea (tarantolino)
Lineage: Eukaryota; Metazoa; Chordata; Lepidosauria; Squamata; Sphaerodactylidae
Product: adenosine receptor A1-like
Exons: 1
Coding region: 1-1047 (348 amino acids)
Biological process (GO): G protein-coupled adenosine receptor signaling pathway; adenylate cyclase-activating G protein-coupled receptor signaling pathway; vasodilation
Cellular component (GO): membrane
Molecular function (GO): G protein-coupled adenosine receptor activity
Source: RefSeq, a predicted model, not a curated record